AGAACAAGUACCAAAAUUCAACCCAGAAAACGUGGCUUACGAACACCACGCCCUCCUUCCCACUAAAUCUUGGUUUGGUCUUUAUAUUUCAGUCACCAUCUUUCCUCAUUUCUUCCAUGGUGGUGUGCGCUCUUCCCUUUUUCUCAAGACAGUUACACAUACACCCUUUUCUUUAAAACACUUAAAAAAAGACAGAGGGUCUGUCUGUGAUCUCAUUAGUGGUGGUGGUGGCUCUCUUUGCCUCCUUUUGCUUAUCUUUGCUUUUCCAUGUGCUUAGUUGGUUAUUCUUCACUAGCCACCUUUCUCUCUUCCUUUCCUUUUUUUCUAUUAACCUCUCAGACUUGUUCUUUGUAUUAAACUUUGGGGGUAAGGAAGAUAAGGCUCAAACUUUCAGGGUGGUAAUUGUAUUGCAAAUCAGCUCAUCCUAGAUUGUGGGUGUUGGAGUGUUUGUGUUUUUGUGCUCUUCUUGGAUCCAAUUUUCUGAGAUAUGUCGUGGAGUCUAACGCUUCAAGCAUGGUAUUUGACAGCUCCCAUCAAUUUCUGAACUUGUUUCCAAAGCUUCUGGGUGUACUGUAAGAUAAGACUUGGACCAAGAAGUCUAUAUGAUUCAGUUUGAGGCAGAACAAGAAGUCUAUAUGAUUCAGUUUGAGGCAGAAUAAGAAGUCUAUAAGAUUCAGUUUGAGGCAGAAUAGGAUAAAGAAGUUUAUGUGUGUAAUCUGAUUGGGCCAGCCGAUGGAUGAUCAAGUUAUAAUUCCUCAGAAAGAUCGCCAGGGAAAAGAGGAUACAUCUCAUAGAUUGAGCAAGGAGAGAGUAUUAUCAACAGAAGGUACUUUAAAAUCCUCUGGCUCAAAAUUGAAGAGGUUGGUCAAAAUGGCAAAUCCACAGCACCCUCUAAUUUCAAAUGUUAAUAGUUCACAAAUUAGUAGAUGUUGCACAAAAAGUCCAUUGUUUCAAAGUACUGUUGGCGUUGAGAGUAGGAUUCCAAAGCAUAUACUGAGCAUAGAUGAAAAAUUUCGCCGUCGAUGCUUGGAAUUGAUUCAUAUUAGUGCAUCCAAAGCAGCUCAAUGCAACGUAGCUGUGAAUUUGAGCUCUGCGAAGAUGGGUGUUUUAGCUGAAAGCCUUAGUGCGGGUGAUAUUAGAAGUGGAGAUACAUGUGACUCUGCGAGGUUUGUUUAUGAAUGCCCAUUGGAAGCUGGAGGUGGGAGUGUUGUCAUAAGCCCUGCAGGACAAUGGAUUGUAGGUACAGUUAUGGGGAGCAAGAGCAUGAUAAAUAUUUUGAAGAGCCCUUUGUUUCACCAAGUUGGCCCCGAAGGUGGCAAUGCAGAUUCUAGAAGAAUAACUUCAAAUGAUGACAAAGCCUUGAUAUGCUAUGAUUUAGCAGAGUGUCCUGGUGCAUUAACUUUCUCAUCACCGAAGACAGAAAAGGAAAUUCCAGUUAAGGGAAGCAUUAAAAAUGAAUCUGAUGGGGGUCACAAAAGGCUUGUUUCUACGUGUAGCAUAGACUCUCCAUCUUCUGAUCAAUCUUCCCGUGCAGCUCUCGCCACAGUUUCCCAAGGAAUGCUCCAGUGCACGUGGAAGGGAGGGAAUCCUCAUUUUGUUUUCUCUACAGAUGAACAGAAGGAGGUCUAUGUUGCCAAUUUGUGGAAGGUUCAGUCUAAAGAGGACAAGUCUCUGGAUUAUAUAUACUUGUUCCAUGCAGGAAAGGGUGGCCAAAAGAACCAUGAGAUUCGCGAUAGUGAGUCACACCUAGUCGGUAAGAUGAAGGUGAGUAAUUUGGUCUCUCUCUGCUCAAACAAUUCAAAGAUCAUGGAGACUGAGUUUGUUUUGUAUGGUGGUGGUAUUGAGAUGCACACUUCUAGCCAUAAUCUCAAGAAGAGUAAGGGGUUAUCGAAAAAGAUGGUGGGAGUGUUCAGGACAAGUCACUUAUCCAAACAAAAAACUAUCUCCAAAUUGAGUGGAGCUCUUGAGAAUUCUUCUUGGGAGUCUUGCCUAGAUGAUACAGCCAGCAAUCAAGAUGCUCUAGGUCUGCCGAAUUUGUUAGAAGAUAACCUCCCUCCAAAUUUUGAAUUAGCUGCAAUUGUUAUGAAAGACCAUCUCCCUGAUGAUCGUAAGGAGGAAACUGGAGGUUGGGGUUUGAAAUUUCUGAAGAAAGUUGGGGUGAAGAAAACCAAUAACUCUGUGGAAGUGUCAGUGCCUCUCGAAUGUUGUCGAAAUAAUGGUGAUUGCUCUACAAGUAUGGAUGUUCUAAUCCCCGCAGGUCUUCAUGGUGGACCAAGAACCAGAAAUGGUGGCCCUUCAAGUCUUACUGAAAGAUGGAGAUCUGGUGGAUACUGUGACUGUGGUGGCUGGGACAUGGGGUGCCCUCUCACAGUACUUAAAAGCAAAUCAAGCAAAGAGGACAUUUUGCCUCAGUCAGAUACUCAAGGGGAGUGCAAGCCGUUUGAUUUAAAUAUACAGGGCUCUGAGCAUGCCACUCCCACAUUAAGGAUGCUGAAUGUCCAUGAUGGUCUGUAUUUUGUUCAUUUUCAACCUACUCUGUCAAUUCUGCAAUCUUUCUCAAUUGCAGUAGCGAUUAUCCAUACACAGACUCCUUCUCUCCGGCCCAAAUGUACAGAAGUUUCAACCAAAGUCCAGGGUUGAAAUGUAUGUGGUUUUUGUAACUCUACUGUAUACAGCAGUGAGUAAUUUACAAUAUCUGUAUUUAUACUUGGAAUCAAGAUGAUUUCGGUUAUGUUUUAUGGUUUUUGAUAUAGUGAUAUCAGAUAGAUUUCUUAUUGUAGCUUAGUUGGUCUGGUUGGGAUUUUUAAUCCUUUGAUUCUUAGACCGGAAACCCUUGUAAUCCGUUCCAUAUCAUGAAUGUACAAGAUUUUGAUAUAGUUAGAUUGAUA
Molecule: messenger RNA, 2888 nt
Organism: Rosa rugosa (rugosa rose)
Lineage: Eukaryota; Viridiplantae; Streptophyta; Magnoliopsida; Rosales; Rosaceae
Exons: 4
Coding region: 733-2640 (635 amino acids)
Source: RefSeq, a predicted model, not a curated record